UGAUUAUAUUUCCGUUAGUCUUGAAUGCAACUGGGCGUAUGGGCGGGGCUUAACCGAGACCAUUUCUAAGUGCACGGUGCUCACGUCGUCGUGGAGGACGGGAAUAAGAACCGCGACCCGCUGCAAGGCUCGUCCCCGGACCGCCGGGAUACAUUGGAGAACCAGGACCGGCCCGGCUGCUGUGGGAGGAGAACUGAGCUGCUUCUGCUUAACUUCUAACUGUGAGACGGAAGUGGACCUGUCCCAAGCGACAUUGUGUCACACAGUCUCCGUCAAGAGGGAUAACACGCGGGUUUGUGCCCCCGGCUAUAAGGCAUCAUGGAGGAUGAGCUGAUGAUGUUCAGCCUGGAGGAGGUGGGAAGCGCCAAGAGACCCCCAGAACAACGAGGUGGCUUCAACCAUCGGCCGUCCUCCCUCAGUGAAUCCAACGCCAGUGACGACGACUAUGAGGACCACUUCAUCUGCCCCAUCCUGGACGACUCGGCCAAGGAGAUCUGUCAUUACCUGAAGAAUGCAGCUAACGCCCGGCAGCUGUCAAGCUCUCUCCCUAAGAGCCACUUCAAGUACAGGAAUGAAACCGAAAAGGUGGCUGAACCUCACCUGUACACGGUUUUGUCUCAGAGCGCACGGGAUCUUUGGAAACAUGCCAUCGAAAAGGCCAAAGCGAUGCCCGACCCCUGGGCCCAGUUCCACAUGGAGAAGAUCCUGACUGAGCCCUGCGUGCGUUACAGGUACAAUGCCAUCACAGGAGAAUGGGCUCAGGACCAGAUCCACCUCAAGAUGGCUGAGCAGCCGUUUGGGAAAGGGGCCAUGAGGGAGUGCUUCAGGACGAAGAAGUUGUCAAAUUUCUCACACAGCAGCAACUGGAAGUCUGCAUCGAAUUACGUGUCCAAGCGCUACAUGGAGACAGUGGACAGAAACGUCUACUUUGAGGACGUCAGGCUGCAAAUGGAGGCCAAACUGUGGGGCGAGGAGUACAACCGCCACCGCCCCCCCAAACAGGUGGACAUCAUGCAGAUGUGUGUGAUAGAGAUGACAGACAGACCAGGUAAACCGCUCUUCCACCUGGAGCAUUACAUCGAGGGCAAGUACAUCAAAUACAACUCCAACUCCGGCUUUGUGAGGGACGAAAACAUCCGACUCACCCCCCAGGCCUUUAGUCACUUCAGUUUUGAGCGAUCGGCCCACCAGCUGAUCGUGGUGGACAUCCAAGGGGUCGGAGACCUCUACACGGACCCUCAGAUCCACACGGAGCAGGGCACGGACUUCGGAGACGGAAAUCUGGGUGUGCGAGGCAUGGCGCUGUUCUUCCACUCCCACCUGUGCAACAGGAUCUGCAAGAGCAUGGGCCUGACGCCUUUUGACCUUUCCCCUGCAGAGAAGUCCCAGCUGAACUGCACCAACAAGCUGCUCAAGUCGGCUCAGACGGUGCUGAGGGGCCACGAGGAGCCCUGCGGGUCCCCUCGCGUUCGCACCAUGUCGGGGAGCCGGUCGCAUCCGAUGCUGUCCCGUCUGUCCGAGACGUCGUCGGUGGACGAGAGCGACCCGGACUCGGUGCCGUGCUCCCCCCUCGCCAUGGCCUGCUCCCCGCUGGCUGCUCACGGCUUCAUGGGAAGGUCGCCUCUCGGCUUCUCAUUUAUGGGACUGGGUGAACAUGAACGAGUGAAUAACAACAACAACAACGGUGAAAACGGGGAGUCUGAGAGCGGAGGAGACAGCGGGUUCCCCAGCGAGAGGAGGAGCGACGGAGACCCCAACGACCACGUGGACGGGGCUCAUCAUCGCUACCAAAGAAAUUGUUCAGAGUCGGAUGAGGACAGUGUCAGACGGAGGAAGAUGGUGUCUCCUUCAAGAGUCACUGCAGAAUUCAAUUCUUAUAGUGAUGACAGCGAAUGGCUGACGGACGAGAAGUGGAGCUUCUACCAUUCGUCCCGCGCUCACGUGCACCGCUCCUCCAGCGUGGCCACCGAGGUGGAGCGACUCGACGCUCUGCUGCAGAAGAAGAUCGGCCAGUCGAUCCUCGGAAAGGUGCACCUGGCGAUGGUGCGGUACCAUGAAGCGGGUCGCUUCUGCGAGAAGGACGAGCAGUGGGAUCAGGAGUCGGCCAUGUUGCACCUGGAGAGGGCGGCGCUGUGCGGAGAGCUGGAGGCCAUCGUGGCCAUGGGACAGUGCUGUCUGCGGCUGCCUCAUCACAUACUGCCCGACAUGGAGCUGGAGGAUAACGCUGGAAACAAGAUGAAGGGAUUCAAAUAUCUCCUGCUGGCUGCGGAGGCCGGAGACAGAUCUUCUAUGAUCAUAGUGGCGAGAGCCUUUGAUACUGGGAUCAAUCUGUCAGCUGACAGAAAGCAGGACUGGGGGGAAGCCAUCCACUGGUAUGAAAGUGUGUUGAACAUGACGGACUACGACGAGGGAGGAGAGUUUGAUGGGACGCAGGACGAGCCUCGCUACCUGCUGCUGGCCAGAGUGGCCGAGAUGUACCAAGUGGGAGGCUGCAACCUCCAGGCAGACCCACAGAGAGCAGGUGAUCUGUUUACAGAAGCAGCAGAAGCUGCCAUGGAGGCCAUGAAAGGUCGAUUGGCUAACCAGUACUACAACAAGGCCGAAGAAGCCUGGGCGCUAAUGGAGGAGUAAUUUUGGAUACACAGUUUUAUUACACAAAGGUCACGGGAGUUAAUUUUAACAUAUACAACCUAAAUGUAUACGGUUUACAUAUUUUUAUUGUAUUAUAUUAUCUUUUUGCCAAGGUGAUGUGUGUGUUUUUAUCCUUCUAGAAUGGAGCUUCAAGUUCCAGGUUUCUGUUUUUUCCUUUUCGGUUUCUUUUAUUUAAUUCCCUGUCUCUGAUGAGAAGUGAAGUGAAUGCGGUUGCAUGAAAGAGAAGGUCUAAAAGAUCAAAACAAAGUAAAUAGUUUACUUACUCUGCUCUUCAUUCAUGUUGGAAGAAUGCAUGUUUAAAAUUUGGAGCAUAAAACAAUUAAAUAAAGUUUGCUUUUUGUGGGUAAACACGUGUAACUAC
This is a messenger RNA of Pungitius pungitius (ninespine stickleback), 3013 nucleotides long. RefSeq names its product eukaryotic elongation factor 2 kinase (gene eef2k). The record is from RefSeq and is a predicted model, not a curated record. Gene Ontology annotation, molecular function: calcium ion binding; calmodulin binding; ATP binding. Lineage: Eukaryota; Metazoa; Chordata; Actinopteri; Perciformes; Gasterosteidae. The transcript has 20 exons. Gene Ontology annotation, biological process: protein phosphorylation; myosin II filament disassembly; response to differentiation-inducing factor 1. The coding region runs from base 319 to 2631 and encodes 770 amino acids.